This is a messenger RNA of Esox lucius (northern pike), 3549 nucleotides long. It is a transcript of the gene piwil2, whose product is annotated as piwi-like RNA-mediated gene silencing 2. Gene Ontology annotation, molecular function: piRNA binding; protein binding. The coding region runs from base 98 to 3292 and encodes 1064 amino acids. The record is from RefSeq and is a predicted model, not a curated record. NCBI's taxonomy places the organism in Eukaryota, Metazoa, Chordata, Actinopteri, Esociformes, Esocidae. Gene Ontology annotation, biological process: regulatory ncRNA-mediated gene silencing. The transcript has 23 exons. Gene Ontology annotation, cellular component: P granule.
ACGUCCAAACAUUUCCCUGUAAUUUUAGCAACACCUGGCAGAAAGUCAGUACUGGACUUCAAUUCAUGCGUAUUUAAGAACAGCAACAGUUGCAGGGAUGGAGCCAAACAAGCCUAGGGUCCCAGGCAUCACUGGUGGGGCCCGAAUGCCUUGGGUGCAGCAGAAUGUGCAGGGGCGUGGACUUCCGUCAAAUGAGGCAGCAAUAGGACGAGCAAGAGGCCUGCUGUUUGCAGCUAAUGAGUCAGCUGGCUUAGGACGAGCAAGGGGUUUCACCAGCACUGGUGAUACACCGCUUAUGCAAUAUGGGAGGGGAGUGCCCUUCCCAGAAAGCAAGCCCCACAUUGGCUAUUCAAAGGGGAUAACCAUGCCGACACCUGGAUAUGGUACACUUGGACGUGCUCGAGGUCUACUUUUCUCGACAGCGGAGCCAACAGUAGGGAUGGCAAGAGAGGCUCCCUGUGGGUUGGAGCCUCACCUUGGGAAAUCACUCCUAGAUCAGCUUGCCAAGGAAAACUUUCCAGAGGGGGUGCCAAGUCUGCAAAAAGAGGAAGAAUUAACCAAGCAGAUGCACAUGCCCACUCAAGGCCAGGGUUCCUCUCUGGUGUCCAUGUUCAGAGGCAUGGGGAUUGAGCCAUCAAAAAGCUCCUGGGGCAGGGGCGCUUUGACUUUAGGAAGGGCUGCAGUUGGAGAUUUUGAUGCAGAGCGCCAACCACAGACACUGAUCCAAGGGGGAGAUGGAUUAUCUGCGGACAUGAUGGGCCAAGGCAGCAGCUUCCUUGGUCGAGGUGCGCCACUUCAGAUAGUGGGAAUGGGACGAGCAUUGAUGCCCUCCUUGGGCACUGGGAGAGGGCCCAUUGUUUCCCCUGUUCUACCCCCAGGCCCUAUACAUUCCCAAUCUGUCUCCAUCUCUGCCCCUCUUCUACCUUCUUCACCCAGAGAAGCCCACAUUCCUUUAGGAAGCUCUCCAACCAAAAGUGAACUUAAGAUGGAGACCACCUGUGAGCCAUUGAAAAAGAUUGGUACCAAAGGAACACCAUUGCCUAUUGGCUCCAACCACAUCACGAUUCGCUGCAGGAAUGAGGCAGUCUAUCAGUACCAUGUCACAUUCAUUCCCAACGUGGAGUCGAUGAGUAUGCGAUUUGGCAUGAUGAAAGACCAUCGCCCGACCACUGGGGAGGUUGUUGCAUUUGACGGUUCGAUUCUCUACCUCCCUGUGAAGAUGGAAGAGGUAAUUCAUCUGAAGAGUGUGAGACGAACAGACAACCAAGAAGUUGAUAUCAUGAUCAAGAUGACUAAGAUCCUGCCACCUAGCUCUGAUUUAUGCAUCCCCUUCUACAACGUGGUGCUAAGGAGGGUAAUGAGGAUCCUGGGACUUAAGCUUGUGGGACGGAAUCAUUACGAUCCAAAAAGUGCAGUCAUACUUGGGAAACAUCGGCUGCAGGUGUGGCCAGGAUACUCCACAUGCAUAAAGCACACUGAUGGAGGCCUGUACCUCCAGGUGGAUGUGUCUCACAAAGUGCUUAGAAAUGACUCAGUCCUUGACUGCAUGAAUGUGAUCUACCAGCAAAGCAGAGAGAGCUUCCAGGAUGAGUGCACCAAAGAACUGAUCGGCAGCAUUGUCAUCACCCGCUAUAACAACCGGACAUACCGCAUUGACGACAUUGAGUGGGGCAAGUCUCCCAAAGACACCUUUACUAUGGCCGACGGCUCUACAACAACUUUUGUCGAGUACUACAGCAAGAACUACGGCAUCACUAUAAAAGAGAUGGACCAACCCAUGCUUAUCCAUCGACCCAAAGAGAGGUCCAGGCCAGGAGGAAAGCAAGUCAUAACUGGUGAGAUCCUGCUUCUGCCUGAGCUUUCCUUCAUGACUGGAAUCCCUGACAAAAUGAGAAAGGACUUCCGCGCCAUGAAGGACCUAACAAUGCACAUCAAUGUGAGUGGUGAGCAACACACCCACUCCUUAAAGCAGCUCCUGAAGAACAUCAACACCAACCCAGAAGCCCAAAUGGAACUGGCACGAUGGGGGCUUGAGAUCAGCCAAGACAUCCUGGUGACUACAGGAAGAAUUCUGCCCCUGGAGACCAUUUGUCUGCAGUCAGCAUCCUUCGUAACAGGAGCUGAUCUCAGCUGGUCCAGGGAAGUUGUCAGGGAUGCUUCCAUCAGCAGUAUACCUAUGAAUUGCUGGGCAAUCUUCUACCCACGGCGUUGUGCUGAGCAGGCUGAGGACCUAGUGUCCUGUUUUGGGCAGGUGGCGGGACCUAUGGGCCUAAGGCUGGACCGACCAAUCCGCGUUGAACUGAAGGACGAUCGCACAGAGACCUACAUAAAGAGCAUCCACUCUCAGCUCACCAGUGAGCCAAACGUCCAGUUAGUAGUUUGCAUCAUGACGGGAAACAGAGAUGACCUAUACAGUGCCAUCAAGAAGCUGUGUUGUGUCCAGAGCCCUGUGCCCUCUCAGGCCAUUAAUGUCCGGACGAUUUCCCAACCCCAAAAGCUGAGGAGCAUUGCUCAGAAAAUCCUGCUGCAGAUGAACUGCAAACUAGGGGGAGAGCUGUGGACUGUAAACAUCCCCUUGAAACAUCUGAUGGUAAUUGGAGUGGACGUCCAUCACGACACAAGCAAGAAGAACAGAUCCGUCAUGGGAUUUGUCGCCAGCCUGAACAGCCUGCUUACCAGGUGGUAUUCCCGAGUGACCUUCCAGAUGCCCAACGAGGAAAUCAUCAACGGGUUAAGGGUAUGCCUGGUGGCUGCACUGCAGAAAUAUUACGAGGUGAACCACAACUUCCCAGAAAAGAUAGUGGUGUACCGGGAUGGGGUUUCUGAAGGCCAGCUGAAGACAGUUGAGCUUUAUGAGGUCCCUCAGUUGCUCAAGUGCUUUGAGACAUUUCCUCGCUGUGAACCCAAACUGGUCUUUAUUGUGGUGCAGAAACACAUCAGCACAACUCUGUACUCGUGUUCCGGAGCGCGAUUUGGAACCCCUCCACCUGGGACUGUUCUGGACCACACUGUCACUAACAGGGACUGGAUUGACUUCUACCUGAUGGCACAUCACAUUCGACAGGGCUGUGGCUUGCCCACACACUACAUCUCAGUCUACAACACAGCAAACCUCUCCCCAGACCACUUGCAAAGGCUUACCUUCAAAAUGUGCCACAUGUACUGGAAUUGGCCCGGAACUAUCAGAGUGCCAGCACCGUGCAAGUAUGCCCACAAACUGGCCUUCCUGUCAGGCCAGUACCUCCACUCAGAGCCAUCCAUCCAGCUUGCAGACAAGCUCUACUUCCUCUGAUGUGUACUUCUGUAGCCUCAGCUCCCCCCCGCCAGAAGACAAACACGAUAAAUGAUGAGAAAAAAGGGUGACUUUCUGUUAUGUUGGAUUACUUUGUUGGACAAAGAUUUGUUCAUUAUUGGAGUGUUUUAUAAAUGCCACUGUGACCCCUACAGUACCCAUAAGAGUUAAGAAGACAUCAGCGGCUUCCAAUUCUAUUUGUGUUGAUUGUUUUGUUACUCAAGAUAUUGCUGUUGCAAAUAAAACUGGUUUUGGCG